Molecule: messenger RNA, 3066 nt
Organism: Penicillium antarcticum
Lineage: Eukaryota; Fungi; Ascomycota; Eurotiomycetes; Eurotiales; Aspergillaceae
Product: benzoate 4-monooxygenase cytochrome P450
Exons: 5
Coding region: 1-3066 (1021 amino acids)
Molecular function (GO): monooxygenase activity; iron ion binding; oxidoreductase activity, acting on paired donors, with incorporation or reduction of molecular oxygen
Source: RefSeq, a predicted model, not a curated record
AUGAUGUCCUCGAAUGACCUCUCCGGCUUUCUAGUCCACUACACAUUCAAAGAUGUUCUCCUCGGUGGAAUAUCGCUGUACCUCGUCUACGGAAUCCUCCUCUAUAUUUAUCGCUUGACCCUUCACCCGCUGGCCCAGUUCCCAGGCCCCAAGCUUGCAGCAGCGACAUUUUGGUAUGAGUUCUAUUAUGACCUUUUCCCACACAAAUUGCGCUACUUGUGGAAGAUAGAAGAAAUGCACAAGAAAUACGGGCCAAUUGUUCGCAUCAACCCAAUUCACUUACAUAUCAACGACCCCAACUACCUCGAUGAAAUAUAUGCCGGAGGCAAGCGUAAGCGCAAUCGAGAUCCCUGGUACUACCGCUCUGAGCCAAAUGGCCCUCUAGGAUGGUCGGUUUUUCAGACUGUCGAUCACGAUGUCCACCGGAUGCGAAGGGCCGCACUCAAUCGUUUCUUCAGCAAGCGUUCCGUUCAAGAGCACGAACAGAUGAUAAUCGAGAAGAUUGAAGUUUUGUGUGGUCGCUUUGCAGAGGCUUGUCGCGCAGGCGAUGUUGUUCCUCUAACCUUCGCUUGCGGUGCGCUAACAAUGGACGUCAUCUCGGCCUACGCUUUCGGCGCGGAGACGGACAACUUAACGCGCCAGGACUUCGGCGCGGAGUAUCUCGAGGCAUAUAGCAAACUGAGUCAAUUUGGCCCUGUCGGUCGCCAGUUCCCUUGGCUUGCCAAGGCAUGUCUUACGCUGAUUCCGUCAAGCCUCAUGCAUCGAAUCAGCCCUGCCGCUGCCCUCAUUCCCAGGAAUCGGCUUUUCUUCCGCGGUAUGAUUGAGGAAUCUGUCCAUCAACAGGAAGAAGAGAAGAGACGCAAAUCCGAAGAUUCAUUCGAGGCAGAGAAGGAAGUUCAAAAGAACAAGUCCAUUUUCCAGGAUAUUCUACGUAGCAACCUUCCGCCCGGCGAGAAAGCACCCGCCCGCUUAGCGGCAGAGGCCAAUCUCUUACUUAUUGCAGGCACUGAGACUACUGCCAGGGCUUUGUCGCUUGUCCUCUUUCAUAUCCUGGAUAAUCAUCAGACUUUAUUGCAACUGAGGAAAGAACUGGCGCCUCUCAUGCCCCACCCUGAUUCACGGGUGUCCGUGGCUGCCCUCGAAGCCUUGAGAUAUUUUCCAGCAGUAAUUACAGAGGGAAUCAGGCUCUCACAUGUGGUUUCAAGCCGAAUGCCUCGAUAUGCACCGGAGGAGACACUACGCUACGGCAAAUGGACUAUACCCGCGGGGGCACGUGUGAUGCAAUCUCAUUAUCUGCAUCAUAUGAAUCCCGAUAUCUUCCCGGAUCCUUACACGUUCAACCCGCAUCGCUGGCUUGACAAUCCUGCGUUGAAACAGAAUUAUUUUAUGGGCUUUGGCAAAGGGUCUCGUAUAUGUCUUGGUAUCAAUCUUGUAUACGCCGAACUUUAUCUCGCUAUAGCCCGCCUCGUGACUCGUUUUGACAUGCGUUUGCAUGACACAAUCAGGGAGCGGGACGUCGAUGUCAAACGUGAUUCUAUAAUUGGGCUCCCGAGCCUCGAAGGGCAGGGAAUCCGUAAUUGUGUUGUGAUGACCAUGGCCUCGACUUCGAAGAUCGCGCUUGACCCCCUCGACCACAUAGCUGCGUGGAAUAUUCCACAGAGCGUGAUCUACUUGAGUUUGAAGCAGGGUGUCACGGUGCAGGAGGCCUUUGGACGUCUCCAAGAAGGCCUGCGUCGAACCUUUGCUCAAAUACCUUGGCUGAAUGGUCGCGUACACUGGAGUGAGGAUACCCCGGGGUGGCGUCCCGGACAGUUGGAAAUUCGUUUCGAGUCCCCUUCUUCGAAAGAGUCACCACACCAACUGCGAUUCAAUGAGUUAGAAACUGAUCUAAAGUUCUCUGAUCUCAGAGAUCAAGGUUUCCCAUUGGACACAUUCGAAGAUAAAAAUUUGUUAUGGACGGUGCCGUUUCAGCCAGAUUUCGAGCAAGGGGCUGAUGUCUUGUCGGCCCAGGCCAAUUUUUUGCCUGGAGGCUGUGCUCUGGUUCUCUCUGUCGCGAGCCCGGCCUCGGACGGCACAGCUAUGCUCUCCGUGACUCAAACUUGGGCUCACCAUUGCAACUCUUGGAUGACAAACGCAGAGACGGACAACAGUGUUCAACCGCAUGGCGGCUUGAGCUCGGAUUUUGAACGGACAGCAUUGAGAAGGAUAUGCAAAGGGGACAAGCGAGGUGAGGUUUCAAGUCAUAUGGCAGCAGGAAUUUGUCGACUUGUGGGCCUUGACUCCGAACACGCAAUUCUUGAUAUGACUUCCACCGCUCCCGACGCCCUUCCUGGUGUGCCCAACACAAUGAAGCCCACGUUGUUUUAUCUGCCGCAGGGAGCAUAUACAGCCCUACGCAAAGACUGCGUUGCUGAACUUGGUGCUACGGAAGUUUCUGGAAACGACCUUAUUUGUGCAUUGAUCUGGAGAAGUGUUGUCAGGGCUUGGAUGGCAACUCAAGACGCGCAGCACAACAACGGCGGGCUUGGCACAGCUAUGUCAGAGGUCAGCAUCCCCUUUGAUGCGCGGCCGCAGCUACAGGAUCUGCUGCCAACCAGUUAUCUGGGCAAUGUCAACUUUGAAAACAGAGUUGCCCUUUCCCUGAGCCAUAUUGUGGGCAGGGAUACGAGCAUACCCCAGCUCGCGCAAACGAUACGGACCCAUGCAGCGACUUUCGCAGGUCACGACAACCUACUGGAUGCGUACAGACUACUCGAUUCGGUCCCAGACUACAAAAGUCUACCGCAGCUGCGAGCAUCUCGCAUGAUAUCCCCCUCAGUGGGCAUCCUGGCUCCAACAACGCUUCCGUUCAAUGAGACCUGCUUUGGAGCCCAGACAUUCGGUGCUGGUGGUCGACCGGAAGCUUUUCGGCCGCUCAUGGGAGAUUGCAACGGUGGGUUUCGCACCUGUUUCGUCAUACCUCGAAAAUCUUAUGGCGGAAUCGAGUUUGUUAUGAAUUUAUCUGACAAAGAAGUGAACUUCCUCGACAAGGACGGUGAAUUCACGAAAUAUAGUUUACGCAUGUAA